CCAGGCCCAGCAAGUAACAGACACGACUCAUCCUUGCAGCGAGCGUUCUGUCUUCUCAGCAGAGGCCGGACCAAAAUCAAAGCAUGGCAGCAGCUCUCGCGGCGCUCGCCGGCGCCAUGGCCGUGCUCGCAGUACUGUGCUGUUCAGCCGCGGCGAGCAAGCAGGGGCAGGGCCCGGUGACGUACGUGUUCGGCGACUCGAUGUCGGACGUGGGGAACAACAACUACUUCCAGCUCUCCCUCGCCAAGUCCAACUACCCCUGGUACGGCAUCGACUACCCCACCGGCCUCGCCACCGGCCGCUUCACCAACGGCAGAACCAUCGGAGACUACAUGGCGGACAAGUUUGGCGUCGCAUCCCCGCCGCCGUUCCUGUCGCUGACGUCGAUGGCCGCUGCCGUUGAUGACGAUGGCAUCCUCGGCGGCGUCAACUUCGCGUCCGGUGGCGCCGGCAUUCUGAACGAGACCGGCGUCUACUUCGUGGAGUACUUCUCGUUCGACGAGCAGAUAUCUUGCUUCGAGGCGGUGAAGAGGGCGAUGGUGGCCAAGAUCGGGCAGGAGGCCGCCGAGGAGGCAGUCAACGCGGCAAUCUUCCAAAUUGGACUCGGGAGCAACGACUACAUCAACAACUUCCUGCAGCCGUUCAUGGCGGACGGCACGACGUACACCCACGACCAGUUCAUCCGCCUCCUCGUCGCCACCCUCGACCGCCAGCUCAAGCGGCUGUACGGGCUGGGGGCGCGGAACGUGGCGUUCAACGGGCUGCCCCCGCUGGGCUGCAUCCCGGCGCAGCGGGUCCUGUCGCCCACGGGGGAGUGCCUGGCGCACGUGAACCGCUACGCCGCCAGGUUCAACGCCGCCGCCAAGAAGCUGCUCGACGGAAUGAACGCCAGGCUGCCCGGCGCCCGGAUGGCGCUCGCCGACUGCUACUCCGUCGUCAUGGACCUCAUCGAGCACCCGCAGAAACACGGGUUCACGACGUCGGACACGUCGUGCUGCGGGGUGGACAGCAAGGUGGGGGGCCUGUGCCUGCCGGACUCCAAGCCCUGCAGCGCCCGCGACGCCUUCGUGUUCUGGGACGCCUACCACACCUCCGACGCCGCCAACAGGGUCAUCGCCGACCGCCUCUGGGCCGACAUGCACUUGGCCGCCCCGGGCCCCGCUCCUCGAGCCACUGCGCCUGGGCCUGGCCCAGCCACCACGCCGGCGCCAGGACCGGCUCCGGGACCGGCUCGGGCGUAACGUACGUAUAUAGCUAGCCGCGCGCGUCACACGGUGCCGAAUGCCGCCCCACGGUGAUGAUGUAUGUAUUUGAUGUGUUUGCUGCUCCCCAUGACUCAAUUUUUAACUGGUUUUAGUUCAAAGCCGUGUCGAUCUUUAUGGAACGGAGGGAACAGAAGAAGUCGAUCAAGUUCGCACAGUUUGGUUUUGGGGAGGAGUGCUCGGUUUGUGAACAGUAGGAUCGAGGUGAAAUGCCGCAUUGCAAAUUUUCGAACUUUUCUUAACUUAUACAACAUUAAGACUUUCUUAAAGUAAGAGUGCUCUGUGAGUAUUUAUUUUAUAGUGAACGGAAGGAACUGCAUAUCAACUCAUUUACAUUUACUUGGGCUUGUAUUUUCA
This is a messenger RNA of Brachypodium distachyon (stiff brome), 1619 nucleotides long. RefSeq names its product GDSL esterase/lipase At5g37690. The record is from RefSeq and is a predicted model, not a curated record. NCBI's taxonomy places the organism in Eukaryota, Viridiplantae, Streptophyta, Magnoliopsida, Poales, Poaceae. The transcript has 6 exons. Bases 84 to 1241 code for a protein of 385 amino acids. Gene Ontology annotation, molecular function: hydrolase activity, acting on ester bonds.